Molecule: messenger RNA, 1218 nt
Organism: Miscanthus lutarioriparius
Lineage: Eukaryota; Viridiplantae; Streptophyta; Magnoliopsida; Poales; Poaceae
Source: the annotation of a GenBank genome assembly
AUGUCUUCGAGAGCACUGACAGCAGUCCUCGUCUUCUGUCUCCUGUCCGCCUCACCGUCUGUCGCCAUCUCCACGCAAACGGAGCCCCAAGCACCACCCGCAGAUGGCGGUGGCGCAUGCGGAGGCCCCGCCGUCGGAGGCAAAUGCCACAGCGUCGCCAGCGCGCUGCGCCUGAAGCUGAUCGCCAUCCCGUCGAUCCUCCUGGCCAGCGUGCUGGGCGUGUGCCUGCCGCUCUUCUCCCGCUCCGUGCCCGCGCUCCGCCCCGACGGCAACCUCUUCGUGGUCGUCAAGGCCUUCGCGUCGGGGGUCAUCCUCGGCACGGGCUACAUGCACGUGCUGCCGGACUCCUUCAACGACCUCACCUCGCCCUGCCUGCCCCGGAGGCCCUGGGCGGAGUUCCCCUUCACGGCGUUCGUCGCCAUGCUCGCCGCCGUGUUCACGCUCAUGGUGGACUCGCUCAUGCUCUCGUUCCACGGCCGGGGCAAGGGCAAGGGCAAGAGCAGCGCUGCGGUCGCGCACCAUGGCCAUGCUCACAGCCCUCCGCCGCAGGUGCACUGUCACGGGCACGGGCAUCUCGACGUGAGCGAGGCGAGGCCGGAGGCUGCGGACAAGGUCGCCGAGGACGACGACGUGGAGGCCGGCAAGUUGCGCAGGAACCGUGUCAUUGUUCAGGUAACCGAUCGAUCUUGUUGCACGAUGGCCUUGAUAGUCUUCCGCCGUUCAUUGCUGCUGAUCUUCGCGUACGUCAACCUCGAUCGUCAGGUCCUAGAGAUGGGCAUCGUGGUGCACUCGGUGGUGAUCGGCCUCGGCAUGGGCGCGUCGCAGAACGUGUGCACGAUCCGCCCCCUCGUGGCGGCGCUCUGCUUCCACCAGCUCUUCGAGGGCAUGGGCCUCGGCGGCUGCAUCCUGCAGGCGGAGUACGGCGCCAGGAUGAAGUCGGGGCUGGUGUUCUUCUUCUCCACCACGACGCCGUUCGGGAUCGCGCUGGGGCUGGCGCUCACCAAGGUGUACAGCGACACCAGCCCCACGGCGCUGAUCGUCGUCGGGCUGCUGAACGCGGCGUCGGCGGGGCUGCUCCACUACAUGGCGCUCGUCGACCUCCUCGCCGCCGACUUCAUGGGGCACAAGCUGCAGAGUAGCCUCAGGCUCCAGCUCGUCUCCUUCCUGGCCGUGCUCCUCGGCGCCGGCGGCAUGUCCGUCAUGGCCAUGUGGGCGUGA